This is a messenger RNA of Thamnophis elegans (Western terrestrial garter snake), 4192 nucleotides long. It is a transcript of the gene KLHL21, whose product is annotated as kelch like family member 21. Gene Ontology annotation, molecular function: protein binding. The record is from RefSeq and is a predicted model, not a curated record. Lineage: Eukaryota; Metazoa; Chordata; Lepidosauria; Squamata; Natricidae. The transcript is spliced from 4 exons. The coding region runs from base 38 to 1807 and encodes 589 amino acids.
CCUGCCCAGCCGCCUCCAGUCCGGCCCCUUCCCAGCCAUGGAGGCGGAAGCGGCGCACGCCUCGGCUCUCCUGCGGGGCCUGGCGGCGCUGCGCUCGGAGCGGGCACUGCUGGACGUCACCCUGCUGGCCGGCACGGGCGAGGAGUUCGGGGCGCACCGGGCGGUGCUGGCGGCGGCCUCGGGCUACUUCCGCGCCAUGUUCGCCGGCGGCUUGCGCGAAGCCCGCGCGUCCCGGGUGCGGCUGCACGGCGUGGAGCCCGACUGCCUGGCGCUCCUGCUCGACUUCGCCUACAGCGGCCAGCUGGGCUCCUGGAGCCUGGAGCCGCACUUGGCGCAGCGGCUCUUGAGCGCAGCCGACCUCCUCCAGUUCCCCGCCGUCAAAGCCGCCUGCGGAGCUUGGCUGGCCGCCCGGCUCGAACCCGCCGCCGCGCUGGACAUGCAGGACUUCGCCGAGACCUUCGCCUGCGCCCCGCUGGCCGACGCCGCCCGCAGGUGCGUCCUGCGCCACGCCGCCGAGCCCGACGGGGAGCUGGGCGCGCAGCUGGAGCGCGUCCCGUUGGCCCGGCUGGUCUCCUACCUGCGCGAGGACGCGCUGCGCGUGCCCAAGGAGGAGGCCGCCUUCGCGCUGGCCCUGCGCUGGGUGCGCGCCGAGCCCGGGUCGCGCGCGGGCUUGCUGCCCCAGCUGCUGGCCCACGUGCGGCUCCCGUUCGUGCGGCGCUUCGCCCUGCUGGCGCAGGUGGAGGGCGAGCCGCUGGUGGCGCGGUCCUCGGCUUGCCUGCGCCUGGUGGCCGAGGCGCGGCUCUUCCAAGCCGGCCGCUUGGAUCGCCACGAGAGGUCGCCCUGCGCCCGGCUGCGCCCUCGCCCUUCCACCGGGCUGGCCGAGCUGCUGGUGGUGCUGGGCGGAUGCGACCGGGAUUGCGACGAGCUGGUGACGGUGGAUGGCUUCAACCCGCGCACGGGCCACUGGCGCUACCUGGCCGAGUUCCCCGAGCACCUGGGAGGCGGGUACAGCGCCGUUGCCCUGUGCAACGAUGUCUACGUCACCGGCGGCUCCGACGGCUCGCGGCUCUAUGACUGCGUCUGGCGCUACAACUCCAGCGUGAACGAGUGGACGGAGGUGUCCCCCAUGCUGAAAGCCCGCGAGUACCACAGCUCGGCCGUCUUGGAUGGCCUGCUCUACAUCGUGGCGGCCGACAGCACCGAGCGCUACGACCACGUGCUGGACAGCUGGGAGGUUUUGCAGCCCAUGCUCUACCCCAUGGACGACUGCUCCACCGUCACCUACCGCGGGAAGCUGUACGCCACCGGCUCCCUGGCCGGCAAGGAGUCCUUGGUUAUGCAGUGCUACGACCCGGAGUCGGACCUCUGGACUCUGGUGAACUGUGGGCCUCUGCCCCCUUGGUCCUUCGCACCCAAGGCUGUCACUCUCGGAGGGCUCAUGUACUUCAUCAGAGAUGAUUCGGUUGAAGUUGAUGUCUAUAACCCUGCCAAGAAUCAAUGGGAUAAAAUCCCUCCGAUGCUCCAGGUGCACGUAGGAGGAAGUUUGGCCGUUCUGGGAGGUAAACUUUACAUCUCCGGCGGUUACGACAAUACCUUCGAACUUUCCGCCAUGGUGGAAUCGUACGAUCCCGAGACCCGGAAGUGGAGCGUGGCCGGCCAGUUGCCGGAGCCCAUUUUUUGGCACAACAGCGUCAGUAUUUUCCGCCAGUUCAUGCCGACGGCGCUGGAGGAAGAAGAUGAGAAGCGGGGGUUGGAAGACCCCUUCGCCCCCAACCCUCCGCGAGAAAACUUGCAGGAGCUGCGUUAAGGGGUCGCCUGGUGGUUUGCUGCGGUGGCUUGUGGGUGGUCCCGUGGGGUACCCCUGUGUGGGACCCCAUUGUUCAAGUCUUUGGUCAACCGAGGAGCAGGGUGGAGUUGCAGGCCAGUUCCUGAACGAUUAAUUGGGGGGUGGACAGAAGUUUGGGGUUCAGCCACAGGGGUAGAUUGGGGGGGAACCUUUGAAGGGAAGGUCUUCCAGGUGAGGAGGGGGUCAGAAAUGCGGCCUGGGGUGGAAAGCCAAGCCAGAACAUGUCCAUUCCCCUUUCUUGAGCUUGGGACAGAAUUCAGGAUUCAUAGGUCAAGUACUGGUCAAAAACGCUCUAAAAAUGAUCCUUCCUCCCCCCCUCCCUGCCCCCGGGGUUGGGAUAGAUGACCUCACGGGGACCCAUCCCAGGUUCUGCUUUUGCCCUCCCCCCACCCCUCCUGUUUCUUGCAAUCUGGAUGGUCCAAAAGAGGAAGGACUGGUUAGCCGAGGGAGGUUUUCAUCCGGGGUUGGGAUGGAUGACCUCAAAGGAACCCCCGUCCCAGAUUCUGCUUCUGUGGUCACCACCCAGUCAAGUUGACCAGAGUUUCUGUCCUUUGACAGUCCGUACCAUCCAUUCCUUGGUAUUUGCUGGAGGGGGGAAGGCGGGGGGGAAUGGAUCGUGUUGCCUGUCCCGCACUGAGCAAGGGGUUAGACUGGAUGUCCUCUACGCCCCCCCUCCCACUUUACAUUUCUGUCAUUUUGCAUCUGGAGAGAGAGGAGGCUGUAACUUUUUAUUCCCCCCCUGGAAGAAAUUGCACAUCGAGCCAGUUGUGCCUUCGAGGCGAAAGGAAAGCCUCGUGUUAAAAGCCUGGGUAAUAAACCACGAAUGAUGGCUGGCUGAAAUUGAGGUGUUGUGCAGGAUGUGUGAACGGAAACCCCGCUGAACCCCACUUUGGGUGUGCCUUAGAUUGUGAGGAGGGGCCUUGAGUUUUGCCGUAUAUGUGGCAUCACAAUGAUGCAAUGAUCGAUUGCAAUUUUGCAUUUGGGGAGUGGGUUUUUGCAAAAUCAAAAACGUGAAGGUGGGUUGUGCAUCCCCUGCGGCGCAGGGGACAAUCCUGGUUAGUUGGACAAUCCUGGUUAGUUCCAUUUGGGGUGCGUUUCCUACAGGCCUGGCUCUCCCCACUCAGCCAAACAACAGUUCCUUUCAAUAAACUACAACUAAACCGACUUCCGCUUUAGCAAAAUGGCAGCCAAGCCAUCGUGAUGCCUUCUGAAUGUUUGAUCCACUCAAAAUUUAUUUAUUUCGGCUUAUUCCCCCACAUUCUUUUAACUUUGGCAGGAAAAAGACACUUUAAAUGUUAUCAAAUUAAGGGAUUUUUAAAGUUGCUUUUUUUUUGAGAAAAAAACCAAGGUUGAAUUGGUGCCCUCCCUCUGCCACUCAUUCAUCAAGAGGACUAGUGUCUUGGGAAAAAAAUAAUGAACCAUUACUCCUUUUGGCAGUUUUGAAGGAGACUAUAUUCCCCGUGGCCUGUAAUCUCUACGAUGGAGAGAAAUAUAUUUUUAUAGACUUUUCAAUUUCUACGCGCUGGCCUAGAAUGGACGCAGCGUGGCUUUAGAACGGACGGAAAAGCAGAUCGAAGGCUCUCGCGUUGCUGCUUCAUUCCCCGUUUUUCCCUCUGCAACUGCCAACCCCCCCAUAGUCCUCGACUUACAAUGGUUCACUUAGUGACCAAAGUUACGACGGCACUAAAAAAGCGACUUGCAUUCGUUUACUUGCGACUGCUGUAGCAUCCCCCCACCCCCUCCACGGUCAACGUGAUCAAAAUUCACACACUCGGCCGACUCAUACUUAUGACGGCCGCAGUUUCCUGGGAUCACGUGAUCCCCUUUUUACGACCUUCCGACAAGCGAGGGCGGCGGGGAAGCCGGAAUCGCUUCAGGGCCGCGUGACUAGCUUAACAGCAGUGAUUCACUUAACAACCGCAGCAGGAACGGUCACACAAGGGGGCAAAAUUCACGAAACGUUUUGCUUAACAGAAAUGUGGUUGUAAGUCGAGGACUGCACUGUAUUUAAAGACGGGCUUGUUUUCCACGUGGUCGUGGCUGUUUGCGUGGUUUCUUCUUUCAAUACCUUCCAAUGUACGAGAAUAAUAAUUAUAUAUUUUGGGGGGCAGUUUUAAGAAGGGGGGGGAACUGGGCUUGCAACCUCUUGUUCUGAGUUGGACGGACACCCCCCACGCCCCCGGAGCGACUUUUUGUAUUUAUUGAAUGUUUUAAAUGUAGUUCUUGCACUUGGCGCCUGACGUACUGUAGUUCUCUUUCUCCUUCGAAGCAAAAAAUAUUCUGGUUUUUGGUAAAGCUGCUUUCGGAAAACUUGAAAAGUGCCAAAUAAAAAGAGAUGCGUUGACA